Schizosaccharomyces octosporus yFS286 is the source of this 2103-nucleotide messenger RNA. RefSeq names its product nramp family manganese ion transporter. Gene Ontology annotation, biological process: intracellular manganese ion homeostasis; iron ion transport. Gene Ontology annotation, molecular function: cadmium ion transmembrane transporter activity; manganese ion transmembrane transporter activity. NCBI's taxonomy places the organism in Eukaryota, Fungi, Ascomycota, Schizosaccharomycetes, Schizosaccharomycetales, Schizosaccharomycetaceae. The transcript has a single exon. The record is from RefSeq and is a predicted model, not a curated record. Gene Ontology annotation, cellular component: membrane. Bases 405 to 1961 code for a protein of 518 amino acids.
CCUUUACUCAUCAAAAGACAAGAAGGUCAAUGAAGUGAGCUUAUUAGUAGACAAGGGGAUAAAAAAGUCAAUUUUCAUUAUUUUGCUUUCUGGUUGAACGACAGAGUGAAGGGAGUGUUUUGCUGGCUAACACUUGGGUUAUAUGUAAAAUCCUUCGAAAUUUUUCUGAAAAUCGAAAAAGGAAAGCUAGAAAUUGACUAGUUCAUGACUUUUAUUGCUAUAUUCUUUUAUACUUGAUUCUAAUUGCCUUGCUUUCAAUUACUAGACGUUUUGUAAGGACCUUGCUUAAAAUUGCGGAUCCUAGAGGAAAGGGACAUUUGAGUAAUUGAUUUGUUACUAAUUAGAUUUUAUCUUUUUUUCUUUUUCUUUUUGUUAAAUCUAAUAACGUUACUGUUAUUAAUCUUAUGCCUUCUAAUCUCGACUCAAAGGAUAUGAUAGAAAUGAAGUCACUGGAAUCUUUAACAGUUACAAGAUCUUUUAAUUUUGCAAAUAACGAUCGUUCCACAUAUUUGCCUUCUGACGAUGAAGGAUCGUUCGAGCAUUCAAGUGAAAAACAAACCAAACUUUCCAAAUAUUGGAAAAAAUGUAGCUAUGAAAUUCGCGAGUACUGCAAAUUCAUAGGACCCGGAUUUUUAAUUGCUGUUGCGUAUAUUGAUCCUGGUAACUAUUCUACGGAUUUGGAUGCUGGUGCGCGAUUUCAGUAUAAACUUCUGUUUAUCGUUUUCAUAGCAAACCUAUUUGCUGUUUACUUACAGUCCCUAUGCUGCCGCUUGGGUUCUGUAACUGGCUUUGACUUAGCAAGAAACUGUCGGGAACAGUAUCAUAAGUACGUUUGCAUAACCUUCUACAUCUUGGCCGAAAUCGCCAUUGUCGCUACGGAUAUCGCGGAGGUCAUCGGUACUGCGGUUGCUUUAAAAAUUUUAAUGAAAAUUCCUCUCGUUGCUGGUGUUGUUAUUACUAUCUUGGAUGUAUUACUUGUACUAAUCGCUUGGCGUCCGGAGGGUUCCAUGCUAGGUGUUCGCAUAUUUGAAGCCGCUGUUGCCAUGUUGGUACUCGUCGUGGCUAUUUCAUUUGCUGUUGUUCUUGGCCGUGUCCAUAUAGGCGGAGCCGGCCAUGUUUUCAAAGGAUUUCUUCCGAGUUCCACAGUUUUCUCGCGCGAAGGUCUAUAUAGUAGUAUCGGAAUUUUAGGAGCUACCGUCAUGCCUCAUUCUUUGUUUCUAGGAUCUGGUCUUGUGCAAACUCGUUUGAGGGAUUUCGAUGUUCGAUCAGGAAAUUACGUCCCCGUGGGAGAUUGCUCUGACUAUAGACCUUCUAUCCAAACCAUAAGACAUUCUUUGACGUAUUCUGUAGUCGAAGUCGUACUUUCACUCUUUACAUUUGCCUUAUUUACCAAUUCCAGUAUUUUAAUUGUUGCAGGAGCUGUCUUUUAUAACACUAGCAACGCUGACACCUCGGAUCUUUUUUCUAUAUACGAAUUACUUACCAAAUAUGUCUCUCUUUCCUGUGGUAAGCUUUUUGCGGUAGCUCUUUUAUUUUCGGGUAUGAGCGCCGGUUAUGUUUGUACUAUCGCCGGUCAAAUGGUUAGUGAGGGUUAUAUCAACUGGAACUUACGUCCUUGGAUUCGACGAACCCUUACCAGGUCUAUAGCCAUCAUCCCUUGCCUAGUUGUUGCUGCUGCUGUAGGUCAAAGCGGAUUGAACGCAGUAUUAAAUGCUAGUCAAGUUUGUCUCUCCAUUUUACUUCCUAUUUUAACUUUUCCUCUUGUGAUGUUUACUUGUUCUCGUAAAGUAAUGUCUAUUUACUCAGAAAAGGUCGACGAAGAAACAGGUGAAGUUAUUAGAGAUGUUCAUGAUUUAAGCUUGGGUUGGCCCAUGACUAUACUUACCUGGUUAAUUUGGUUGUUUCUUACUGCAUUGAACUUACUACUCAUUAUUUGGUUAGGAAUGGGAAUUUCUACCUAAGCCAUCUACUAUUUAUUAUAUAGCACUAAACUAAUGUGGAUAAUUAUGUAUUUUAACUUUAUAUAUACGUGCUAUUUUAUGUUUCCUUCCCUUACCAAAAUUUAUUAACAAACUUUAUUAUUAUACAUAUAUGUACAGACCA